Lachancea lanzarotensis is the source of this 645-nucleotide messenger RNA. It is a transcript of the gene MRX11, whose product is annotated as LALA0S04e04676g1_1. Gene Ontology annotation, cellular component: mitochondrion. The transcript has a single exon. Lineage: Eukaryota; Fungi; Ascomycota; Saccharomycetes; Saccharomycetales; Saccharomycetaceae. Bases 1 to 645 code for a protein of 214 amino acids. The record is from RefSeq and is a predicted model, not a curated record.
AUGAUCCUAGGAGGGUUAAAGCUCGGUAUUAAUUCACCUUUAAGAAGUUUCCCACCAGGAAAUGCCCGUCAUUUGUUGUUCGCGGGCAUUUUUUCCAGUGAAAAGAGACAUCUGCGAUGGUACUCGAGUUCAGAUCAGACCAAGAGCCAAGAGACUCCAAAGACGUCUCCAAAUCUAGAUAAAGUGCAUAAGCUGAUAGCCAAGUCGGCCUUUUUGACGAAAUUGAACGAAAAGCCCAAAUUCAAAGCAUAUUUCGACAAAUUGGGUCAAACGAGUCCUGUCAGCACCAUCACUUCAUUUCUCAUUUUGCAUGAAGUAACGGCAAUCGUGCCGUUAUUUGCCUUGUGGUGGGUGCUGUACAAACUCAACUUGGAAGAACAGUAUAAUCUGCCGAUCUAUUUCAAAGACUUGCUUAAUCAGUGCGGGGACUCAAUUCAAAAGUUGGUCGACAACCACGACCAAGGUUUCGAUCGCAACCGUCUCAUAUUGUCAGGAGCAAUUUCAUAUGCCGUAGUGAAAGUACUUUAUCCUGUUAGAGUGCUUGUUAGUCUGUGGGCUGCUCCUUUCUUCUUCAGAUGGGUCAUAGCUCCAUUCAAAAAGGUUGGUGAGCUUUUCAAAAAGCGAGCCAACAGUCCUGAUUCAUAA